AUGAACGUAAAUCUUUACGUAUUUCUCUUUGCGAUCUCUUUCAUCACCAUCAAUUGUUUUCCCUGUCCGCCCGAAUGUAUAUGCAAGCCAAGUGAUACGACUGCAGAUGAUUUCACACGAAUGAUUUAUACGAUCAAUUGUACACGUAUUCAACUGCAGAAUAAUCAAUUAAUUUUUCGUGCGCAAUCAUGGUCGAUCGUGGAAGAUAAAAUCGAAGACGACGAUACGAUCAGCGAUUAUACAAUCUCAAUUGAUCUCUCGAAUUCUCUAUCGUUAAAUUACUUCGAUAAUACAACAAUUCAAUUAACUGGUUUUUCCUUUUCCAUGCAAAGUCUUUCGCUGACAAAUCAAUCGAAACAAUUCGAAUUGAAACCUGACGCUUUCAAUUCGCCACAAUAUCAAAACUUGCGAAUGCUCAAUUUAUCAUCAUGUUGUCAACGUAUACCACCGAACUGUCCGCAGCUCUUUCGUACUCUUAACAAACUUGAAGUACUUGACUUAAGUGGAACAGAUAUGUAUAAAACAUGCCUUGACACACCAGGCGGAAUCUCUUCGUCGUUGCGCGACUUAAUUUUACGUAAUAAUCAUUACGAUGCAACGACUUUCUCGCAUACAAGUCCGUAUUUUGCCGGUGUACGAAAUCUCAUCGGUAAACUUGAUUUACAAGGCUCUCGUUUCAAUAUGAGCACACAGUUAAAGGGAAAUUGUUUAUUUGAUCUCUUUCCAAACGUAACUAAAUUGGAUUUAUCUUCUACAGAAUUCGUUUCGACAUCGAAUGACAUUGAUAUUCAUUUAAAACAUUUACUUUAUUGUAAAAUGAACGUUGACAAAGAUUUUAACGGCAAACAACUGAGAGAAUUGGAAUUACGGCAGUUGAAUUUGGAGCAUCUUCCUGAUUGGUUUACUAACGAUCGAUUUCCAGUAUUAACUCGGCUCGAUUUAUCGAACAAUCGAAUAUUAACUGUUGAUUUACGAAGUUUAUCGCAACUAGUACAUGUGUCCUUAGCUUUCAACCCAAUUGAGUUCGAGAAAAUCAACUGGCGAUCGAAUCCCACCUAUGAAUCGAUUAAUUUACGUUCAACAAAACGGAAUCUUACGAAUGAUCUGUCAACGGAUCUAGAAAAUUUGUUUCAACUAUCAACCAACGUUGAUUACAGUGAUAAUGCGGCAAACGUUCCUUGCAAUCUGACGAAAUUUUCUAUCGGCAUCGAUUUUUCUGCUGAUGUCUCGUUGAAUUUAUCUCGAAUGAAUCUUUAUUCGUUUGACAUUCAAGAUAUAUCAAGAUUCGAUGAUUUGAAUCGUUUCGACAUUAGUUCGAAUUACUUAGUUGAACUCAAUUUAGGAAAACAAUCGAAAUUGACUUAUCUGGACUGUUCGAAUCAAUAUCUACGAAUCUUGAACUUAAACAGCGAAAACACGAACUUACUGGAGUUAAAAUGUUCGAACAAUUCGUUGCAAACUCUCGAGAAUAUUCUCUUCAUCCAAAGUGAAAAUCUUCGCCUAAUCGAUUUAUCCUUUAAUCAAAUUCAAAUCAUCUCGCCGGUAUUCACAAGUCGAUAUUUACAUACAAUCAAUCUUCAAUCAAAUCUCAUCGAGAGACUACCGAGAAAACUCUUCCAUGAAAAAUUGCUGAAUCUCUAUUCAAUUAAUCUAUCAUGGAACAAGAUCAACGUCAUCGAAAGUCAAGCAUUUCAAUCGCCGAAUCUGCAAAUCUUAGAUUUAACUGGAAAUCCACUGAAAACGAUCGAAACUAAUUUCUUGUUCACAUCGUCAUUGCGUUUGUUCUUCAUUACGAAUGAUACACAAGGUUUUAUUCAUCGUUGUGCACAAACGCAAGCGAACGAUCUUCUUCUAUCGAGUUAUUUAACAUGGAUCGAACAAAAUGGCACUUAUAUGCAAAAUCUACAGCGAAUUCCAAUUGAAAAAUGCCUUCGUCCUUACAUGUCACGAAGUAAAACCAAGUGGAUGAAGUUCAAAGAUGAUUAUCAUAUUAAACACUUCUCCUUCUACGUAACCUUAUUUGCUAUAAGCAUUGGUCUCGUUCUUGGAGCAGUUUAUCUCUAUCGAAAGAAGCGAUUGCCAUUCUUUCGACCUUUCAAACAAUAUCGAUUAUUAGAUCGACGUAAUACCAACGAUUUCGAGCAAUAUCAACGUGAAGACGAGGAGAUCAUCAUGAAUCUUGAUGAAUCACCAUUUCAUGUAUCGAACCGAGUUGUUACUUAA
Molecule: messenger RNA, 2223 nt
Organism: Adineta ricciae
Lineage: Eukaryota; Metazoa; Rotifera; Eurotatoria; Adinetida; Adinetidae
Source: the annotation of a GenBank genome assembly